AUGGAUCUCCUCACCACUGUACGCAAGGAGGGUUCCCGCGGUGGCCGUGGCGACUUUAAAUGGUCUGAUGUACAAUCAUCCAGCCACAGAGAGAAUUACUUGGGCCACUCGCUGAUGGCGCCUGUUGGCCGAUGGCAAAAAGGUCGGGAUUUAAAUUGGUACGCAAAGGGUAACGCCGACGAAGAGGCCGGAGAGACCGUCGCACAGAAAGCUGAGCGAGAACGAAAGGAGGAGAUCAAGCGCAUCAAAGAAGCAGAACAGGACGCUCUGGCAAGAGCGCUGGGAUACGACGUGCCACCCAGAAAUCCAAACUUAGAAACCCUAGGCGACGCAAAGGAAGUGAAUAAAAUCCUAAAGGAGGCUGUCGAAGAUGAAGAUGCCGAAACUAGCAAGGGAGUCGGCUAUGGAAAAUUCGCCAACAACCACGGAGAGCGGAAUGAGCGCAUUCAAGGAGAUGAUGUUGCCACCGUCGACGGAGGUCAACGAUUGAGAGAGGACAGGAUCGCGAACGUCACCGAUCAAGCUGGCACAGACAGAAAAAGGGCUACCGGCGACGCUCGCGAUCAGGGUCAGAGGAACGAACACGCAGACGACACUCAAGAACCAGGGACCGGCCAAGUCGUGGAGAUGAUGAUCGAGAGAAUAGACAACAGAGGAGGCAUCGGAGUCGUUCACCUUACUACAAUAACCGCGGCCGACCAAGAGAUGAACAUCACGAGCAUCGACGAUGAAGGCUUCACUCGAAUUUGGUGA
Molecule: messenger RNA, 753 nt
Organism: Endocarpon pusillum Z07020
Lineage: Eukaryota; Fungi; Ascomycota; Eurotiomycetes; Verrucariales; Verrucariaceae
Exons: 2
Coding region: 1-753 (250 amino acids)
Source: RefSeq, a predicted model, not a curated record